GUUGAUGGCUUGUACUUGACAUUCAUCUCUUGAGAAUGGAGUCAAUCAUCAUGAAGGAAGUAGGUUAUUUGAGAAUGAUUAUAUGUCAAAUGAGUAUUGAUUUGUAUCCUUGCACCCUCAAGGGCGGAAUCGAAACCACGUCGGCCGUGACGUUACACAUUUCUCCACACUUCUCCAACCUUGCUAUCCCAAGGACGAUGUAACUAUGCAGGUUGUUCACCUAGGCUUAUCAAGGUGGUUCAAACUCUCUCGUGUUCAAACUUUCAUUUGUCAGUUUCGGGGGUCUUCUCCAAUCAUUGAUAAGCAAACUGGGAUAGGAUACCUAUAUCUAGUAUAAAUAGAGUGUUAAGGUACUAUCAGAGCGAGCCUACUUUCACGUAAUUAACUUCCCAUCCCCUCUCAUCCCAAAGGGUUUUGUGCACUACAGCUGUUCAGAACCAUCACACGCUGCAUCUCUUGUGAUCGAAUAUCCAAAAUGACCCACCAAGACUUUGAAACCUUCAAGCUUGGAGAUUGGGAGCUACAAAGUGGAGAAAAACUCAUCGAGGCGUCUAUCGCAUACAAGACAUUUGGUGACCCGAAGUCGCCAGCUAUCGUUUACCCCACAUGGUUUUCCGGAUCGAUCUCGGAUAACGUCUGGUUGAUCGGAGAAGACAAAACACUCAAUCCCAAGACGUACUUCAUCGUUAUCCCGGCGCUCUUUGGGAAUGGCCAAUCAACCUCCCCGUCCAACUAUUCCGCUUCCGAUGUAUUUCCGACAUGUUCCUUCUACGACAACGUGCGCGCCCAAUAUACACUGGUCACACAGCAAUUGGGCAUAACGCAUCUGCACGCUGUGGUCGGGUGGUCGAUGGGCGCAGCCCAAAGCUAUCAGUGGGCGACGCAGUACCCGGACUUCAUGGACUUGGUGGUGCCAUUCUGCGGGUCAGCAAGGACCUCCUUGCAUAACCAGGUGUUCUUGGAGGGGGUGAAAGGUGCGCUGUUAGCAGCAAAGCACACGCCCUCUGCUGUACUGAGAGAUACCCGCUCUCUCGAGGCUGGACAGGCGUCAAGAAUAUGGAAUGCCCAGGAGAGGCAAAUCGGCUUGAAAGCUUUGGGCAGGGUUUAUGCUGGUUGGGGCUUUAGCCAAGCUUUCUACAGAGAAAAGCUGUAUGAGACUACACUUGGCUACAAGAGCCUGGAGGACUUUAUGCAAGGUUUCUGGGAGAAGUGGGCUCUAUCUAAAGACCCUGAAAAUCUGCUGGUUCAUCUGCAAACAUGGCAGCAAGGGAACGUGAGCAAUCAAGAGCCAUACAAUGGCGACUUUGAGAAGGCCAUGGCCUCAAUCAAAGCGAAGACGUUGGUGUUGCCGGGAAAAACCGACCUUUACUUUCCCCCGGAAGAUUCUGAGUAUGAGGUUGCAUGCAUGAAACCGGGAAUCGGUACACUUCGGGUUUUCCCCUCCAUUUGGGGUCACUGGGCGGGGGGCCCUGGUGACAGUAAGGAUGAUGUUGAGUGGCUUGACAAGCAACUGGCCCAGUUUCUGGGGAAGCAUUCGGGAGCGUCAUUGUAAUUGGUUACGCCGUAGGUCUGCU
Aspergillus pseudonomiae is the source of this 1574-nucleotide messenger RNA. Its product is annotated as homoserine acetyltransferase family protein. Bases 476 to 1552 code for a protein of 358 amino acids. Gene Ontology annotation, molecular function: acyltransferase activity, transferring groups other than amino-acyl groups. The transcript has 6 exons. The record is from RefSeq and is a predicted model, not a curated record. NCBI's taxonomy places the organism in Eukaryota, Fungi, Ascomycota, Eurotiomycetes, Eurotiales, Aspergillaceae. Gene Ontology annotation, biological process: biosynthetic process.